Molecule: messenger RNA, 2324 nt
Organism: Sphaeroforma arctica JP610
Lineage: Eukaryota; Ichthyosporea; Ichthyophonida
Exons: 1
Coding region: 48-2231 (727 amino acids)
Biological process (GO): fatty acid metabolic process
Cellular component (GO): endoplasmic reticulum; membrane
Molecular function (GO): long-chain fatty acid-CoA ligase activity
Source: RefSeq, a predicted model, not a curated record
CUUACGACAAAAGUUUAACAAAUAUCAGAAUAAUAACUCAAGCUAGGAUGGUUGACAUGAAGUCGGUCCCUCAACAAAAGAAGCAGGCCUGCUUUCCAAAUCCACAGAAUACGGAGCUAGCUAUGCAAAGUGUCGUGGCCGAAGGGUCAGACUGGGGAGCAUCCGCUCAUCGUCUGCCGGUAUAUUCUAACGGUGUAGCCACUUGGCCCGUAGAGUUAUUAAGAGACACACCAGGUCGUACCACAACGUACCAGAGCUUCCAGACCACCGUUUCCAACAACAUGAACCGCCCUUAUUUGGGUGAACGAACUGUGGUAUACAACGAGGAUGGCACCACGAGCGCUGGCGACUACAAAUUCAUAACUUUCAAGGAGGCUAGCGAGACUGCGACAUACAUCGGCUCCGGACUGAAGUCACUAGGCGUUGCAAAAAAUCAACCGGUUGGAUUAUACUCCAAGAAUCGAAUGGAAUGGACACUGACCGAUCAUGCUCUUUCAUCGUAUACACUACCAUCUGUUGCCAUCUAUGAUACACUCGGUCCUGAAUCAGUACAUUAUGUGAUGGAACACAGCGAGAUGGUUGCAGCAUUCUUUGAAAAGAUUCGUCUCGAGUCUGUCCUUGCAGCGAUCGGCAAGGGACUACCAAACCUCAAGUUUGCCAUUUGCUUCGAAGUAAUAACAUCUGAAGACAAGGUAAAGUUUUCAGACGCUGGCGUUACGCUGCUUAAUUUUUAUGAGGUGGCGGAUUUAGGCUCUGAGAAUGUCUUGUCACAUGACCCCCCUACCGCAGAGGAUGUAGCUGUACUUAUGUACACGUCAGGCACCACAGGAAACCCCAAGGGAGUGCAAAUCACCCACAGGAACGUGAUGUCGGAUGUUGUAUCACUUCAAGAGCGACUCCGUGUGAGCAACCAAGACGUACACUUCUCGUUCCUUCCGCUGGCACAUAUCUUCGAACGGGUGAUACAGGCUCUGUGUGUUAGCCAGGGGUGCUCCAUUGGAUUUUACCAAGGGAAGCUACCUGAGCUUAUGCUGGACAUUCAGACUUUGAAGCCGACAUUCUUUAUUGCUGUGCCACGCAUUCUGUCACGUAUAUACGAUAAGAUCAACCAAGGUAUAAAGGCCGGCGGUCCGGAGAAGGAGGCCGCUUUCAAGGGUGCUUACAACAUGCGUCUAGCAGCUCUGGAACGCGGCGAGGAUACCCCGAUCCUCAAUGAGAAGGUCUUCAAUCGAAUGGGCAUGGCUCUAGGCGGCCGUGUGAAGUGGAUUCUGACUGGCUCUGCACCACUUGGAGUGGCUAUUCACGAGUUCCUGCGUGUUUGUGUGUGCCCUGUCAUCAUGGUCGGUUAUGGUUUGACUGAGACGACAGCUGGUGCCACCAUCACUCAUUACAACGAUAUGAAACUUGGCCACGUCGGAUCCCCCAUGGCUUCGAAUGAAGUCAAACUAGUCAGCAUCCCCGAAAUGAACUAUCUCACCAGCGAUGAAAUACCACGUGGUGAGGUAUGUGUGAGAGGAACUAAUGUGUUUGGGUCUUACUUGAAGAACCCCGAGAAGACGAAAGAAGAUAUCGAUGAGGAAGGGUGGUUUCAUACUGGCGAUGUAGGCCGAUGGAACGCCGAUGGCACGCUAUCAAUCAUUGAUCGACAGAAGUCUAUCUUCAAGCUUUCUCAGGGCGAGUAUCUCGCCGCUGAGAACCUGGAGGCAAUGUACGGAAAGUGCGAUCACAUUGCACAGGUGUUUGUCACAGGAGACUCGUUCCACGCCUACCCUGUGGCCGUUGUUGUGCCCGAUUCUGAAUCGAUAGUUGCUUGGGCCAAAGCAAACAACGUGUCUGGCGAUGCUAGAAGUAUUGCACAAUCGCCAGAGUUGAAGGCUCUUCUGACCUCGGAACUACUGAAUAUGCACAAAGAAUGCAAACUGAAGGGGUUCGAGAAACUUAGAGACUUUAUUGUUGAGCCUGAGCUGUUCAGUAUUGACAAUGAGCUGCUCACACCCACAUUCAAGCUGAAGCGUGUGAAUGCCACCAAAAAGUACAAAGACCAGAUUACAGAUCUAUACGACGCAAUCGAGAAUCCUACAGCACCCGUCAAGGUACAGUCCGAAAUUACAGCUUUAGAAGAGACUUGCGACAACGAGGUCUAUUCGGUCAACUUGAGCACGCUAGUAGCCGUUGGAGUAAUUGCGACUGUAACGGGAAUUUAUUUUGGCCAACGUGCACGGUUGUUAUAGUUAGACAUCGACCACAAAUAGCUUUCCGUAUAAAAGCACACGACCAGGAUUAUUAACGUAAUAAAAUAGUCUGUUUCGUUCCGUAUCUACCUG